CGGCGCGGGGGAGGCCGAGCCGCUCUCAGUGCCGCACCGUCCGCGGGCCCCUCAGCGCGGCGGAGCCGGCCCCGCCAUGGUGAAGAAGCGGAAAGGCCGGGUCCUCAUCGACUCCGACACCGAGGACAGCGGCAGCGAGGAGAACCUGGACCAGGAGCUCCUGUCAUUGGCCAAACGGAAACGCAGCGACUCAGAGGAGAAAGAGCCACCUCUUAGCAAACCAACAGCUUCUUCAGACUCCGAGACCUCAGACAGUGAUGAUGAGUGGACUGUUGGAGGUUCUAAAAACAAAAAGAAGGGAAAAAGUGGCAAAGUAGAGAAGAAGGGAGCUAUGAAGAAACAGAUGAACAAAGCUGCCUCCUCAGGCAGCUCAGACAAAGAGAGCUCAGCUGAGAGUUCAGCACCUGAAGAGGGUGAAGUGUCUGAUUCUGAGAGCAACAGUUCCUCCUCCAGCUCAGAUUCAGAUUCAUCAUCUGAAGAUGAGGAGUUCCAUGAUGGUUAUGGGGAGGACCUGAUGGGAGAUGAGGAAGACAGAGCUCGGCUGGAACAGAUGACGGAGAAGGAGAGGGAACAAGAGCUAUUUAACCGGAUAGAGAAAAGGGAAGUGCUGAAGAGAAGAUUUGAAAUUAAGAAGAAACUAAAAACAGCGAAAAAGAAAGAAAAAAAGGAGAAAAAGAAAAAGCAAGAGGAAGAGCAGGAGAAGAAAAAGCUCUCACAGAUCCAGGAAUGCCAGGUGAUGUCACACAACAAAGAACGACGGUCAAAGCGGGAUGAGAAACUGGAUAAGAAAUCUCAGGCCAUGGAGGAACUGAAAGCAGAGAGAGAGAAAAGGAAGAACAGAACAGCUGAGUUGCUUGCAAAAAAACAGCCAUUAAAAACUAGUGAAGUAUACUCAGAUGAUGAAGAGGAAGAAGAGGAUGAUAAGUCUAGUGAGAAGAGUGAUUGCACAUCCAGAUCAUCCUCUUCUGAUGAGGAGGAAGAAAAAGAAGAAAUUCCUCCCAAAUCCCAGCCAGUCUCCUUACCUGAAGAACUGAAUCGAGUACGGUUAUCUCGGCAUAAGCUGGAGCGUUGGUGUCAUAUGCCCUUCUUUGCCAAGACAGUCACUGGCUGCUUUGUGCGUAUCGGCAUUGGGAACCACAACAGUAAACCUGUCUAUCGGGUGAGUUUGUCUUCCAGGGAUUUGAUUCCCAUUUACUAGCACAGCAAUAUUCAC
Messenger RNA from Chelonoidis abingdonii (Abingdon island giant tortoise), 1213 nucleotides. The record is from RefSeq and is a predicted model, not a curated record. NCBI's taxonomy places the organism in Eukaryota, Metazoa, Chordata, Testudines, Testudinidae.